Eupeodes corollae is the source of this 2752-nucleotide messenger RNA. It is a transcript of the gene Prestin, whose product is annotated as solute carrier family 26 member 6. Bases 605 to 2614 code for a protein of 669 amino acids. Lineage: Eukaryota; Metazoa; Arthropoda; Insecta; Diptera; Syrphidae. Gene Ontology annotation, molecular function: bicarbonate transmembrane transporter activity; sulfate transmembrane transporter activity; oxalate transmembrane transporter activity. The record is from RefSeq and is a predicted model, not a curated record. Gene Ontology annotation, biological process: transmembrane transport. Gene Ontology annotation, cellular component: membrane. The transcript is spliced from 6 exons.
UAACACUUCAUUAUUCAUUCCAUUUAGUUGAAAAAAUGCCUUUUGGCCAGUGUGUCGGUGCUAUUUCGGUCUUGAAAUCAAGAAAAGUUUACUCGCGCUAAUCGAAACAAUAAUUUUUUUCUUAAUUAAUUAAACUUAAAUUUACCUCAAUCGAAAAUUCCUACUACUUAAAAAAAAGAACAACAUCAACAACAAAACAAAUGUGAUCUCCCUGAAAAAAAAAAAAACCAUUUCCGUGUUUACAAAGCUAGCCUCUUAUAUGACAACGAAAUAAAAAUAAAUUUAUUAUAAAAUCUCUUCAAUUUCAUCGAAGAAACCUCAAUUACAAUUCAUCAACUUCAUCAUCUUUGGAAGUCAAUCAACGACAACUUCAAGCCUGAGAUAAUUAAGUGCAUACAAAAAACCCCCGCCGACAUUCGAUUUAAAACAUGUACGCAAGUUUGCCGUUGAACAUCUGAAAAAAAUUCAACAAGGAGGACCCUCGAUUGGUUGCACGUCCAGCAAAUCAUCAUUGCCAUCAACCAGCCAAUCCAACAACAACAACAACAACAACAACAACUAUACAACAAAUUCGCUUCAAUUUUCAGAUGUAUAUGAACUGGAGAUGAAUACCGUGGCCAAAGACUUAAGCACUGAAAGUGAGGCUUUAACGAAAACUUUCCUAGACCGAAAACCCAAAAGCAAACCCAAAUUGAACAUACAACGAGAUGUCCUUAACCAAGAAGCGGUUAUCAAACAAACACGCUAUACAGCCCGUGACAAGAGCGUGCUGUUUGGACUGCGUAAAUAUUGGAGUACCUGGAAUUUCUUGAGUCUGUUCACUGGAAUCAUUCCGAUAUUCCAAUGGUUGCCAAAAUACUCGGUUAAAAAUGAUCUUAUGGGGGACAUAAUCGCUGGCUUUACGGUAGCCAUAAUGAAUAUACCGCAUGGCAUGGCUUAUGGGAUUUUAGCAGGCGUCACUGCUAGCAAUGGAUUGUACAUGGCCAUAUUUCCAGUAUUAGUGUAUUUGUUCCUAGGCACUUCGAGGCACAUAUCGAUAGGAACGUUUGCCGUCAUCAGUAUCAUGACAUACAAAGUGGUGCAGACACACGCGACGGAGGACCAUCAACCGGGCGGGGAGGGUUAUACUCCAUUGGAGGUCGUCACCGCAACAGCCAUAAUGACAGGAGUGGUUCAUUUCCUUAUGUCACUCAUGCGUUUGGGUACACUCUCUUCACUGCUAAGCGAUCCUUUAGUCAAUGGAUUUACCACAGCGGCUGCAGUGCAUGUUAUGACCAGCCAGUUAAAAGAUGUACUGGGAGUUUCAGUUCCUCGGCACAAGGGUGCCUUCAAGAUCGUGUACACUUUCAUCGAUCUCGCCAAGUCCUUGCCAGCGGCAAAUUUAGCAUCCAUCAAAAUAUGUGCUUGCGUGAUAGUGUUCAUGCUCAUAAUGAAUGAGUUUCUAAAGCCUUGGGUGGCUAAACGCACUCGAUUUCCUAUCCCUGCCGAGCUGAUGGCCGUUGUCGGAGGAACACUAAUAUCCAAGUCUAUGCAGUUCAAAGAAAAUUAUGGAGUUGCUUUGCUCGGAAAUAUCCCCCUGGGACUGCCAACAUUUAAAACCCCACCGUUGGAACUGUUGCCGAUAGUAGCUGUCGAUUCGAUAGCCAUAGCUGUUGUUAGUUAUUCCAUUGUUAUGUCAAUGGGAUUGACCUUUGCCAAGAAGCAUUCGUAUGAGGUCCGACCUAAUCAGGAGCUUUUUGCAAUGAGUGUUGGAAAUAUUUUUGGCGGAUGCUUUUCGUGCAUUCCAAUGGCUUGUUCGCUAUCGCGCUCUGUAAUACAAGAACAAACAGGCGGUAAAACGCAGGUUGCAUCAUUUGUCUCGGCUAUGCUUCUAUUGGCAACAGUUCUAUGGAUUGGUCCUUUCUUUAGUACUCUGCCAAAGUGUGUCUUGUCAGGAGUUAUUAUGGUAGCACUCAAACCCAUGUUCAUGCAAGCACGGGAAUUGAAAAACUUCGCACAGCAAGGGAAGCUGGAACUUCUCACAUGGGUUUCUACUUUUAUAUGCGUGGUUUUCGUCGAUAUUGAUAUUGGGCUUCUUGUGGGAAUUUGUGUAUCCCUGAUGACACUCUAUGUAAAAGGCUUAAAGCCAUACAAUUCUCUUCUGGGAACUAUUGCCGGCAUAGAUGGUGUCUACGUGGAUAUUGGCCAUCACAAUAAUGCGGUGGAAAUUCCCGAAACUAAAAUCUUCCGUUACACAGGUUCUCUUAAUUUUGCAACAAGAAACUCCUUCAAAAAAUCUGUGUACGAAGCCAUUAAGGUUGAUUGUCAGAAACUUCGACAAGUUUCAUUAAUAGCGGUCGAGGCUAAUGGUGGAGAUAGCAGUUUGCUCAAUUCAUUCCGUGUCCUUAUUUUGGACUUUUCAUGUCUUGCCCAUCUCGAUAUGGCUGGUUGUCGAACACUAAGUGAAAUUAAGAAAGAAAUGCGUCUUCUCGGGGUCAGAUUAUUUAUUGCCAGUCCAGCUGAUCGAGUGUAUGAUACAAUUGUACACAGUAUGGCUCUAGGACAGGGUCCUUUCGAAGUUUAUGCCACAUUAAAUGAUGCUGUAGCCUAUGCAAAUGCAUGUCGUAAUACGUGAAAACAGAAAAGGUUCUCAAGCAAAUAAGAAACAAACCUACCUACAUACAUAACUUCGAAAUCGAAAAACUAACUUAAUCCAAUACUUAAAAAAAUAAUUGUUUUAAAUUUUAAAAAAUCUUAAUUAGUUUUAAGAAAU